AACAACAUGGCGAACAUUCGUUAAAACCAUCACAAUUUGUUAUGAGUCGUGGAAUUUUGUUUGUUAAUGAAAGUAAAUUAGCGGAGUGCAUAUCAUAGGCAAUUUGAAUGAUCUUGAACAGAUUUUCAUCCUAAAUAAAGGUUUUUUAGCUUCUAAAUAUACCUGUCUUAGCAGCCAUACAGAAAAACUCGUUUGAUAGAAAUCAGCAAAGAAAUAACCGAUAACAUUCAUCAGGAAGAUCAAUGAACUUUUAAGUGGAUUUUUGAAUUAUUUACAAUGCCCCGUCGGGUUCAUGAGGCUGAAGUAAGAUUACCUCCCAAAAAAAUUAAGGUGAUAGAAGAACCACCUAGUUUGGAUGUCAGUUUCUGUGACGACGAGGCUUUGCCACCGGGCAUUGUUUUCACGGAUGUCUUGCAAAAGAAGUGGCGCAUUGGAAAGCCCAUAGGUAGAGGCAGCUUCGGUAGAAUCUACUUAGCUUCAGAUGAGACAGACAAAGAAGUAACAAAAUUGAAUGCUCGAUAUGUAGUCAAAAUUGAACCACACAGCAAUGGACCUCUAUUUGUUGAAGUACAUUGUCUAAUAAGGACUGCACAAGUUUCAAAAGUUAAGGCCUGGUGUCAACAGAACAAACAAAAACGACUGGGUAUGCCAGUCUACAUUGCGAGUGGAUCAUUUACUGAUGAAAAUACUAGUGUAAAAUACAGAUUCCUAGUCCUACCUCGCUAUGAUGUUGAUUUACAGAAAAUAAUUUCUAGAGCAAAAGUCUUAGAUAAAAGAAAUGUUCUCAUAAUAGCUUUACAAAUACUUGAUGUUUUGGAGUAUUUACACAAUCAAGGUUACACACAUUCAGACAUCAAAAGUUCAAAUCUCAUGCUAGGUUUUGAUGGCAAUAAAUUUAAUAAAAUGCCUAAACCUCCACCAUCUUACCAGAAAGAUAAUAAACAACUUGUAUUAUUGUCAAGAAAACAUAAGAAAACUAAAACAAAUAAAUCUAGAACAUCAAAUUAUUAUGAUGAUGAGGAUUUUAUUGUCCGAGACAACAGAUCAUCUUUGGAAGGGCUAGAAGACAAUGAUAAAAGACUGGCCAGUGUUAAAAAGAAAUUGAGAAAAAUACUGUCCGAUAAAGACAGUAGAACCUUGCAUCGUCAUCAUGCUUUUAACCUCAGACAAUUGUCUAAUUAUGUAAACUACGAAGAUUUAAACAGUUCUGUAUGUUCUGACCAAUCUUAUCAGAAGCUUUUAGAUGAUUUUGGCAAUAAAAACCUAAUUUAUGCAUCAAGAAAAAUACAUGAACUAAAUGGAAUGAAUAUUAAAGAAAUAAAUGAUGUGGAUCUAGAUGAAAUUCACAAAGAGGCAGUUCUUGGUCAAUCUAAUGGACAAGUGUACUUGUUGGAUUAUGGUCUUGCAUCAAAAUUUCUUGAUUCAAAUGGUAAUCAUAAAGACUUUGGAAUGGAUGCAAGAAAAGCGCAUGACGGUACUUUGGAAUACAGUUCAAGGGAUUCUCACAUUGGCGCGCAUUCUAGACGUUCAGACUUAGAAACUUUGGGAUAUAAUUUAUUAGAUUGGCUCACUGGUACUCUGCCUUGGAAAACAACAGAAGUUUUAGCAGAACCUGACUUAGUUCAUGUCCUCAAGAAAAAUUUCAUGAAUGACAUUAAAUUGUUAUUGAAAACUUGCUUUAAAACUGAAUUCUAUCCUCAAUUUAUGGAGAAAUAUCUUCAAUAUGUUACUAGUCUUGAUUUUACUGACAGACCAGAUUAUGACUACUGUAGAAGCUUAUUCAGAACUGAAUUGUUAAAAAGUGGUUAUCCUCAUGAUAAAGAUUUAUCAGUCAACUUUGCUGAGCCACCUAUGUCGCCGAUGAGUCGGAAAUUGUGUUAUGCUAAGAGGUUUGGCAGAAAAAACACUCCAACGGACUUUUUAGCCAGAAAUGGUAUCAAAAAGGCUUAUGAAAGAGAGAAUAUUUGUUCUUUUGAAAAUGACCUUAAAUUAGAACUGUUAAAACAAACGCUAAAUACGUCAAGUGAAGGUCUUCGGAAACCUUGCACAUCAAGAAACUUCUUUAUAUCUGAUGCAGACUUAGUUGCUCGCUUAAAGAAAUCUCUAAUGCCUCAUGACAUUUUCGGCAAAAAGCUCUCGCCGAAGAUGUUACGAUCAAAGAAAAAAAACAUAACACAACGUAAAGGCGUCAGAAGACAUAGAAAUAGUAUCGGUAAAUUUGGUAAAUUUAUGGGCUCAGACCGACAAUUUACUUGGGCAGAGAUAUUAGCAGGUAAUCCGGAACACAUUAUACGUAAGGAACGGAAUCCUACCUCACAUGAUAAAAGUGAAGAAGAUGAUGAUUCAACUUGCAAAUAUAGAAUACGAAAACUCUCUAAUGCCUCGUCAGAAAUCUCUGAAUCUAAUUCACAGUCUCUUCUAUUACAAAAAGAUUAUUUUCAAAACAUGAUUCCUACAUAUGCUAUGAAAGAAGUUGUAGCAAACUUAAAAAGGAGAAUAAAUGGUAAAAUUACGAAAGAUUUAAAUGAAUCAGAUCCAGCCUUAGUAGGUUAUACACCAGCAAUGGUAAAAGUAUAUAAAAUGAAAGAAAAAAGAGAAGCAAAAGAAAAAGUUGAGGCAAUUAAAAAUCUAAAUGUAGAGAAACAAGUUCCUAAUACUAGAUGUACCAGGUCAAUGACUAAUAAAGCUAAACAAAUCCAACCGAAACAAAAUAAGUUGAAAGAAAAACCAUCAAAUGUCAAUAAAGAAAUUGUAAGUGAUAUCGAUGAAAAUGAAACACAAAAAUCACCUAAAACCAAGAAAAGCACCACAAAGAGCCUAAGAAAUUCUAAGAAAGAUGUAGAACAAAUAGAAACUCCAAAAAGUACAGCUAAAGUUGUGAAAAGAACAGUACGAAAGAGGCAGGUACCAAUCAAUAGGAGGAGGUUAAGGAGCAGCAAACGUAAAAAGCAGUAGUAUAAGUCAAAGUGAACAUAAUACUUGUUAUUUAAAGUUCAAAAUUUGAUUAAAUAUUAAUAGAAUAAGAAAAAAUUGCAUUUUUAAAUUUAAAAAAUAAUAAAUGAUCUGUAAAAAAUGUUAUCUGUGUUACUAACAUUAGAUAAAUCAUUAUUUGGAAAUUUUAUUGAUUAUUCUCUAGUUAUUUUUUUUUUACUGAUAAUAAGACUGUUUUAGUACAUUCAACUUAUCCCAUUUUUUUUAGGAUAUAGUGAUCCUAUCUUCAUCAUUUAUUAUUAGUAGUUGUCAAAAGCCAUUAUUUUUAUGUAUUUUGUGAUUUCCUACAAUACUUAAGAUCAAUAAAUCAUCUGUUUUCAA
This is a messenger RNA of Vanessa atalanta (red admiral), 3312 nucleotides long. RefSeq lists its product as uncharacterized. Gene Ontology annotation, molecular function: ATP binding; protein serine/threonine kinase activity. The coding region runs from base 277 to 2955 and encodes 892 amino acids. Gene Ontology annotation, cellular component: nucleus; cytoplasm. Gene Ontology annotation, biological process: signal transduction; peptidyl-serine phosphorylation. The record is from RefSeq and is a predicted model, not a curated record. The transcript is spliced from 5 exons. Lineage: Eukaryota; Metazoa; Arthropoda; Insecta; Lepidoptera; Nymphalidae.